AUGACUGAUACUGAUGGUGAUGAUAAGACACCGGUAACGGAGAUCAAUGAGUACCAAGGGUAUACAUUGGCCCCAGGAACCCAGAUUGUGACAGUCGAUGGCAGCACAAUCUCAGGAGAGGAUUUUUUUGACAAGUUUAUCAGUAACAGACAACCUGUUAAGGUGGUGGGGGAACGUUUGGUUUUAUUAGACAGGCUCAAGUUGGCAAACAUUGUGAGCACAUUGAAAUGGGAUGACGACGAGGACGAGUUGCAAGUGGAAAGAAGCUGUGACGGAGGAUUUGGGUCUUCGCAGGAGAGAGUUUAUAUGACGUUUAAUGAGUUGGUGGAAAGGUUGCAGAGAGGAGAGGACGACUAUUACUUAACCACGCAGUAUGAACAGCUCGAACGACAUGAAAAGCCAUUUGGAUCAGACACAGAUUCAGACACAGAUUCAGAUUCAGAUUCGCCUUCGGCAUUGUCAAUGAAUGUCAGCAACAUCCAUGAUGAUUUUGAGGAGAUGAUUAAUGGAGAGGUGAAAGAAGCAGAAGCAGCGGCCAGAGUUGAAGAUUUGUACCAAGCACCAUUGACAAAUCUCACUGAUACCACGACUCUUCCACUACACCCUCGACUCAUCCCCACCUUGAUUCCGCAACAAAUCAACUUGUGGAUGGGGAGAACCAGACCUACAGAGUUUACUGUUGAUACUACACGUCCCUUGACACACUUGGGAAGACAAGUUCCAAUGCACGGAUCGAGUUCCGGGUUGCACCAUGACCAUGCCGACAAUCUCUACAUACAAGUUCAAGGACACAAAAAGUUUACGCUUUAUAGUCCAGCAGAUGCAACAAAGUUGUACACCUUUGGAAAGAUCCACAAGGUCUUUGAGAAUGGUGUAAUUGACUAUGAGAGAAACGAGGCAGCACCCAAAUGGAAUUCUAUACGCGAUGACGGUGCAAUUGUUGCUGACGUUUCGAGAUGGAAGGGUGAGGAGGUCGAUAAUGAAGAAGACCAAGAGAUUAUCCUGUCAUCUAGCACCAAUGUAGUAGAGCCACCAAGCUUCUCCAAAGUGCCUCCUGCGCUUCUUCACUUGGAGUCAAUGGACACCGAGACAAAAGAGCAUGUGAAAGUGUUUGCAGAAAAGUAUUUCCCGGGCAUUCUACAAUUGAAUAAGAUGGAAGUGUGGUUAGAAGAGGGUCAAAUGUUGUAUUUACCUGCCGGCUGGUUUCAUGAAGUGUCGAGCUUUAACGGAGGCCGCGAGGAUGUGCACAUUGCCGUCAACUACUGGUUUGUUCCACCAAACGCCAAGACUUUUUCUAAUCCAUAUAAGGACGAGUAUUGGAGAGAAGAUUGGAAGCUCAUAGAGGAAGCAAUAUCCUUACUCAAAACGUGA
Messenger RNA from Lodderomyces oxycetoniae, 1371 nucleotides. RefSeq lists its product as uncharacterized. Gene Ontology annotation, molecular function: 2-oxoglutarate-dependent dioxygenase activity. NCBI's taxonomy places the organism in Eukaryota, Fungi, Ascomycota, Pichiomycetes, Serinales, Debaryomycetaceae. The record is from RefSeq and is a predicted model, not a curated record. The coding region runs from base 1 to 1371 and encodes 456 amino acids. The transcript has a single exon.